Gloeophyllum trabeum ATCC 11539 is the source of this 599-nucleotide messenger RNA. RefSeq lists its product as uncharacterized. Lineage: Eukaryota; Fungi; Basidiomycota; Agaricomycetes; Gloeophyllales; Gloeophyllaceae. The transcript is spliced from 2 exons. Bases 1 to 459 code for a protein of 152 amino acids. Gene Ontology annotation, cellular component: mitochondrial inner membrane. Gene Ontology annotation, biological process: mitochondrial respiratory chain complex IV assembly. The record is from RefSeq and is a predicted model, not a curated record.
AUGGCGGACCCGUACAUCAACAGGAGAGAGGCCGAACGCUCUUACCGUCCGAAAGGCUAUGGCAUGUCGCCAGGGCUCAAACGCGCGCGCGCGCCAUACCGCGUGCGGAACGCCGUCACCGGCGUCCUCAUCGGUGCCUUCGCCGUCGGCGUGUGGGCGUACUCCCUGCGCGCGGUCAACCAGGACGUGUUCGACGACGUCGACGAGCAGGCGAAGGCGCUCGCGGAGGAGAGGGCGAGGAGUGCGCGGGAGGCACCGCCUGUGGUGACUGUCGAGGAUGGGCCGAUACAGCCCGUGCCUGCACAUCCUGCAACCCAUGCGCCGAGAGGCAUCCUUGCGAAGGCGCUGUACUAUCACUUCCCCAGCCUUCUGGAUCCCCGGACGAAGACGUUGGUGUGGGGCGCGCCGCCCGUGGACAGAGUGGGCCGUGUCGGAGAUCCGCUCUCAAAAAUCCUAUGAAAGACCGUUGCGGGAGAUGGGAUGGGAUCCUUGUAUGUGCUCGAGUACUCUAAUACAUUGCAUCGCCAUACAGUAAUCAGACAGCGCUAGACGUGUUAUGCAAGACCAUGUAUCAUAGCUAUAUCCAGUUCAUUUCCCUA